AUGUCUCCACUCUUAUUAGAAUUUCAAAAUAAAACUCGUCAUAAUAAUUUAUAUCAAUAUAGGCACAACUCUUCGCCGCCACAUUUCAUAAAAGAUAGCAAUAUCAAUGCACAACCUUCUUUUCUUUCUAUUCCCUCAUUUUCUACAUUUGAGGAUGAAAUUCACGCCGAAAAUGAACUAAUCUCACUUUCUCCUACAGAGUCUGUGCCACUUAUAGAGCGGCCCAACACGCCAAACUAUACACGCAUGACUACACACUUGUCUCAAUUGGAGCCGGAUACCACUUCUUUAUGGGGAUGGAUGCUUUUAUUCGCCACUUUCAUGAUGUUUGUAUCAAGCAUGUAUGCAAUUGUGUUUAGCAAGUUUGUACCAGAAACUGGGAAUAGAACACUUGAUUGGAUAAAGAGAGAUGAGUAUUAUUGCUUGCUUUUGCCAAUUACUUUGUCAGUUACUGUUUAUGCUGUAUUUUGGAAUUGGAUGGGUAUGAAAUUUUUUAGACAUAAUUAG
This is a messenger RNA of Ambispora gerdemannii, 507 nucleotides long. The record is from the annotation of a GenBank genome assembly. Lineage: Eukaryota; Fungi; Glomeromycota; Glomeromycetes; Archaeosporales; Ambisporaceae.